AUGUCAUCCUCCAGAAUAUUACCGCUUUAUUCCAAGACAGACUUGGAGAAACAUAACGAUAAGAAUGAUUGUUGGGUGUCUUUGUACCAAAGAAAGAUUUAUAACGUGACUGAGUUCCUAGAUGAACACCCAGGUGGUGCUGAGUAUAUUUUGGAUUAUGCUGGAACUGACAUCACUGACGUUAUGAAAGAUGUGUUAACGCAUGAACACAGUGAAUCCGCUUAUGAGAUUAUGGAUGAAUCCUAUUUGGUCGGUUAUUUGGCGACCGAAGAAGAGGAAAAGAAAUUGUUGACAAACAAAGACCAUGUCGUCGAAGUUAACUUGAAGGGGAACAACGAAUUUGACUCUACCGUUUUCGUCAAAGAACUUCCUACUGAGGAUAAGCUAAGUAUUGCUACUGACUAUCAGAAUGAUUAUAAGAAGCACAAAUUUUUGGAUUUAAACAAACCACUAUUAUGGCAAGUGCUUUUCGGUAAAUUUACAAAAGAUUUUUACCUAGAUCAAGUACACAGACCUAGGCACUACGGUAAGGGGUCAGCUCCACUAUUUGGAAACUUUUUAGAGCCCCUUUCCAAGACGCCUUGGUGGAUGGUUCCGGUCGUCUGGUUACCAGUCGUCACAUAUCAUAUUUAUACUGCAUUGAUGAACAUGAACCAGGCCUUUGCUAUCUUCUUAUUUGCCGUCGGUGUAUUCGUGUGGACUUUAAUCGAGUACGGAUUGCACAGAUUUUUGUUCCAUCUGGAUGACCGUCUUCCAGAGAAGCAAUGGGCGUUUACCUUGCAUUUCUUGUUGCAUGGUGUUCAUCAUUAUUUACCAAUGGACAGAUUCAGAUUGGUUAUGCCUCCUACUUUGUUCGUUGUGCUUUGUACACCAUUCUACAAACUAGUGUUUGCACUACUACCAUACUACUGGGCUUGUGCUGGAUUCGCUGGUGGUAUGCUAGGUUAUGUGUGCUACGAUUUGACACAUUACUUCUUGCACCAUUCACAAUUACCACCUUACAUGCGUAAAUUGAAGAAAUACCAUUUGGAGCAUCAUUACAAGAAUUACGAGUUAGGUUUUGGUGUCACCUCUUGGUUCUGGGAUAAAGUGUUCGGUACUUAUCUUGGUGAAAACGCUCCAUUAUCCAACAUGAAGUAUGAUUGA
This is a messenger RNA of Kluyveromyces lactis, 1146 nucleotides long. It is a transcript of the gene SCS7, whose product is annotated as fatty acid alpha-hydroxylase. Gene Ontology annotation, biological process: fatty acid metabolic process; lipid biosynthetic process. Gene Ontology annotation, molecular function: fatty acid 2-hydroxylase activity; iron ion binding; heme binding. Gene Ontology annotation, cellular component: membrane; endoplasmic reticulum. Bases 1 to 1146 code for a protein of 381 amino acids. The record is from RefSeq and is a predicted model, not a curated record. NCBI's taxonomy places the organism in Eukaryota, Fungi, Ascomycota, Saccharomycetes, Saccharomycetales, Saccharomycetaceae. The transcript has a single exon.